Messenger RNA from Olea europaea var. sylvestris, 1038 nucleotides. RefSeq lists its product as uncharacterized. The coding region runs from base 68 to 796 and encodes 242 amino acids. The transcript is spliced from 8 exons. The record is from RefSeq and is a predicted model, not a curated record. NCBI's taxonomy places the organism in Eukaryota, Viridiplantae, Streptophyta, Magnoliopsida, Lamiales, Oleaceae.
CUCAAACAAGAGCUGAAAUAUAAUUAUAAGUAAAUGUCAUCGCGAGACAAGAAGAUACGAAAUUAAGAUGGGAGAAGAGGCCCCUACGCCGCCGUCACCGUCACCAGUAGAUCAGACAGUAGAGAAGCCAUGGCAUUCUUACAUCUCGGAGGAUCUGCCCCGUACCGUCCAGCAGUCCACGGACUCCGCCAUUCGCUCUGCCCGCUCACUCCAGCAAUCAUCUUCAACACAUCUCCGCACGAUCCAAGAUUUUAUCCCACAAAUAAGAUCCCGUUACAAAACUCACGAAGAAGCUUUCUUUCACAAAGCUAAAGAUGAAUUAAAUAGAGCAAGAGAACACCCAGCUGUGGCUGGUGGAGUUGCUGUUACAGCUGCCCUCCUCCUUAUGCGUGGCCCUAGAAGGUUUAUGUUCCGACAUACACUGGGCCGACUUCGAAGUGAGGAGGCACAAUUCAUCAGAGCAGAAAAGAAUGUCAAAGAAUUGAGGCUUUCUGUUGACUUAAUGAAGAAGGAGAGCAGAAAGCUUCUUGAAAGAGCGUCUCUCGCUGAAAAGGAUAUGAAACAUGGCCAUUUCGACCUAAUGACCGCUGGAACUCAAUUUCAAAAUCUUGCAAGAUCAGUUUACAAAGCAGAAGCUGGAGCUGCUGAUUUGAUGGAUCUGCUGCGCGAGACUCCUGGAAGGGAGGCUCUAAAACUACGAGCAGAUGUUGCUUCCAUGGCAUCAUACCUCCGCCAACAAAGGACAUUGAUAGAUAAAAAGAUGAUAAGGAUUUCAGAAUUAGGCAUUCCUGUGUGAGAGAUUCUGACUAUAGUAACGUUGUUGACAUGGAUUCCAUAUUAUCUUUCACUUUGAUCCCAUUAAAAGUUGGAUGGAUGCUUUAAACUUGUUAUUUCGGCAGCAGCUUCACUCUUGGUGAUUUAUAAGGACCAUAGGACAACGUGACUGUUAUCUUGUUCUUUUGCAUGUAUGAAAUAAAAUUUCUUAUACUAUUGACCGAAGGGCAUAUUGUGUGGAAUUUACAACAAUGUUCUCUAAAA